AUGGCGGUCAUACCAAAGAUGCCGAUCAUGGCGCCACCGACAUCGAAUGGAAAACCACCGCCGAAUUUCCCGAAUACCAAGGGCGAGUUCGAGCACCUUACAAGAGAGCGCUAUGAAGCAAUCUUGAAGGCAUAUGGGCAGUCUGUCAAGGGAGAUACAGAGGCGAAGAAGCAGGCGCUUAGGGUGUUUAUUGGGCUACCAGCCUAA
Heterobasidion irregulare TC 32-1 is the source of this 207-nucleotide messenger RNA. RefSeq lists its product as uncharacterized. The record is from RefSeq and is a predicted model, not a curated record. Lineage: Eukaryota; Fungi; Basidiomycota; Agaricomycetes; Russulales; Bondarzewiaceae. Bases 1 to 207 code for a protein of 68 amino acids. The transcript has 2 exons.